Mirounga angustirostris (Northern elephant seal) is the source of this 9303-nucleotide messenger RNA. RefSeq names its product lysine methyltransferase 2B (gene KMT2B). The coding region runs from base 803 to 9001 and encodes 2732 amino acids. The record is from RefSeq and is a predicted model, not a curated record. The transcript is spliced from 37 exons. Gene Ontology annotation, molecular function: histone H3K4 methyltransferase activity; DNA binding; protein binding. Gene Ontology annotation, biological process: positive regulation of DNA-templated transcription. Gene Ontology annotation, cellular component: nucleus; histone methyltransferase complex. NCBI's taxonomy places the organism in Eukaryota, Metazoa, Chordata, Mammalia, Carnivora, Phocidae.
GAAAUCAAGUUAUUCGCCCCUUCCACAGCAAGCAACGGUGCGCAGAAUCUGAGUCUGGGACCCCCAGCCCGGGGCUCGAGGAACGCGUGCUCCACCCUCCUCCUCUCCUUGAGCUUUCAGACACCCUCCUCCUCUCCUUGAGCAGAAGGACCGCAAAGCUGCGGCCUCUCGAGCAUCCUCCCUCCAUGCUGUGCAGAACGGCAGCCGGGUGGCGCCUCCAACUGAGACUAAUCCUUUGCGGCGGCCCCUUUCCCACUCCACGCCUCCUGCAAUCGCGAACUUCAUUUCCCAGUGUCUCUAGGAUUCCCAGGGUCCGUAGUCCAUGCACCCUGGGAGUGGUAGUUCAUGCGUGCCCUGGUCUCGCCAAGAACAAUGGGAGGAGUUGGGGGCGAGAACCACACCUCCCGGCAGCCCCGGAGAUGGUUUUCCUGGGUCCGGUUAGGACCCUAUAGUCCCAGCUCUCGCGGCCCCAGCUCUCGCGACCCCAGCUCCCGGCGGAAGGAGCGAGGCGCCCGAACUACAUUUCCCGAAGGUCCCUGCGCAUCACCCCUCUUUGGCCGCAACACGGGGUCUAUGCUCUUCAGGCGCGGUCUAAGGGUGACUGCCGACUGACCUCGGACUCCCGCUCCCGUGGUGCCCCGCGCGUGGCCGGCCCAGCCCCCGGCUCCCGCUAGCCCCGCUGCGGCGCUGGUUGCUGUCGUGAGCCGCAGCCGCCCCGCCCCACCUCUCCCUCCCCUCCCCCCCGGCCCUGCGCACGGGCCGCCCCUCCCCCCGCCUCCCCGGCCCCUCUCACGGUGCCAAGAUGGCGGCGGCGGCGGGCGGCGGCAGUUGCCCCGGGCCUGGCUCCGCGCGGGGCCGCUUCCCAGGCCGGCCGCGGGGCUCCGGCGGGGGCGGGGGCCGCGGCGGACGGGGCAGCGGGGCCGAGAGAGUGCGGGUAGCUCUGCGGCGCGGCGGCAGCGCGGCGGGGCCGGGCGGAGCCGAGCCCGGGGAGGACACGGCCCUGCUCCGUUUGCUGGGGCUCCGCCGGGGCCUGCGCCGGCUCCGCCGCCUGUGGGCCGGCCCGCGCAUUCAGCGGGGUCGGGGCAGGGGCAGGGGCCGGGGCUGGGGCCUGAGCCGAGGCUGCGUGCCCGAGGAGGAGAGCAGUGACGAGGAAUCCGACGAUGAGGAGUUUCAGGGUUUUCAUUCAGAGGAAGAUGUGGCCCCCAGUUCCCUGCGCUCUGCGCUCCGAUCCCAGCGAGGUCGAGCCCCCCGAGGUCGGGGCCGCAAGCAUAAGAUGACCCCCAUUCCGCCUCCUCGCCUAGCAGAUGUCGCUCCUACCCCCCCAAAGACUCCUGCCCGGAAACGGGGUGAGGAGGGCACAGAACGGAUGGUGCAGGCACUGACUGAGCUUCUCCGGCGGGCCCAGGCACCCCCAGCCCCACGGAGCCGGGCAUGUGAGCCCUCCACUCCACGUCGGUCUCGGGGACGGCCCCCAGGACGGCCAGCAGGCCCCUGCAGGAAGAAGCAACAAGCAGUAGUGGUGGCAGAAGCAGCUGUGACAAUCCCCAAACCUGAGCCCCCACCUCCUGUGGUUCCCGUAAAACAUCGAACUGGCAGCUGGAAGUGCAAGGAGGGGCCUGGCCCAGGACCUGGGACCCCCAAGCGUGGAGGACAGUCCGGGCGAGGAGGCCGUGGAGGUAGAGGCCGAGGCCGAGGCGGGCUCCCUCUUGUGAUCAAGUUUGUUUCAAAGGCCAAAAAAGUGAAGAUGGGACAGUUGUCCUUGGGACUUGAAUCAGGUCAGGGUCAAGAUCAACAUGAGGAAAGCUGGCAGGGUGCCCCCCAAGGAAGAGUUGGAUCUGGACAGGGAGAGGGCCCCUGCUGGAGAAAGGAGCAAAAGCUGGAGGAGGAGGGAGAGAAGGAGACAGAAAAAGAGAAGGACAAGGAAGAGCGAGAAGAGGAGGUAGAGAGAGCUGGACCUGAAGAAGGGAUGACGCUAGCAGAGGAAAAGGAAGAGGCAAAGCUGCCAUCCCCACCCUCAACUCCGCCAGCCCCUGCAGCCCCUCCACCCCCUCCACCUCCUCCACCAUCUCCACCUCCUCCACCCCUCCCACCCCCCUCCACUUCUCCUUCAUCCCCACUUUGCCCUCCACCACCCCCAGUGUCCCCUCUGCCCCCACCAUCACCUCCACCGCCUCCUGCCCCAGAGGAGCAGGAAGAAUCCCCUCCUCCUGUGGUCCCAGCUACAUGCUCCAGAAAGAGGGGCCGGCCUCCUCUGACUCCCAGCCAGCGGGCAGAGCGAGAAGCUGCUCGGGCAGUGCCGGAGGGUACCUCUCCUCCCACUCCAACCCCCAGCACCAUCACAGGAGGCCCUCUGGAAGACAGCCCCACUGUGGCCCCCAAAAGUACCACCUUCCUGAAGAAUAUCCGGCAGUUUAUUAUGCCUGUGGUGAGUGCCCGCUCCUCCCGAGUCAUCAAGACACCCCGGCGAUUUAUGGAUGAAGACCCCCCCAAACCCUUAAAGGUAGAAGUCUCACCUACUCUUCGGCCUCCUGUUGCCACCUCCCCACUCGCCCCCCCAGAACCAGCACCAGCUCCCUCUCCACCGCGUGCCCCAACUCCCCCGUCUACCCCGGUCCCACUCCCUGAGAAGAGACGGUCCAUUCUAAGGGAACCCACAUUUCGCUGGACCUCGCUGACCCGGGAACUGCCCCCUCCUCCUCCUGCCCCCCCACCGGCCCCGCCCCCACCUCCUGCCCCUGUCACUCCAUCCCGGAGGCCCCUGCUCCUUCGGGCACCCCAGUUUACCCCAAGCGAAGCCCACCUGAAGAUCUACGAAUCGGUGCUUACUACUCCUCUUGGGGCCCCUGAAGCCCCUGAGCCAGAGCCUCCUCCUGCUGAUGACUCUCCAGCUGAGCCUGAGCCACGGGCAGUGGGCCGCACCAACCACCUCAGCCUGCCUCGAUUUGCCCCCGUGGUCGCCACUCCUGUUAAGGCCGAGGUGCCCGUUCCUGGGGCUCCAGCUCUGAGCAACGGGCAGCAGUGUCAGGCUCAGCUGCAGCAGCCCCUGCAGGCCUUGCCAGCCCAGCUGCUGCUCCAGGCGUUAGCUCAGCCACCGCAGCUGCAGCCGCACUUGCACCUGCAGCCGCCGUCACCACUGGACAAGGCCCGUACCGCAGCCUCAGGCUCCUUACCGCUGUCUGGUGUGGAGGAGAAAAUGUUCAGCCUCCUCAAGAGAGCCAAGGUGCAGCUGUUCAAGAUCGAUCAGCAGCAGCAGCAGCAGAAGGUGGCGUCUUUGAUGCCGCCAAGCCCUGGAGGGCAGAUGGAGGAAGUCGUGGGGACUGUCAAGCAGAUCUCAGAUAGAGGUUCUGUCAGGUCUGAAGAUGAAUCGAUGGAAACUAAGAGAGAGAGACCGUCGGGCCCCGAGUCCCCUGUGCAAGGCCCCCGUAUCAAACAUGUCUGUCGUCAUGCUGCUGUGGCCCUAGGUCAGGCCCGGGCCAUGGUGCCCGAAGACGUCCCCCGCCUCAGUGCUCUCCCUCUCCGGGAUCGGCAGGACCUCGCCACGGAGGAUACAUCAUCGGCAUCUGAGACUGAGAGUGUCCCGUCACGGUCUCGGCGGGGAAAAGUGGAGUCAGCAGGGCCUGGGGGAGACUCAGAGCCUGCAGGGUCUGGAGGGACCCUGGCCCAUACACCUCGGCGCUCACUGCCCUCCCAUCAUGGCAAGAAGAUGCGGAUGGCACGGUGUGGACACUGUCGGGGCUGCCUGCGUGUGCAGGACUGUGGGUCCUGUGUCAACUGCCUGGACAAGCCCAAGUUUGGGGGCCCCAACACCAAGAAGCAGUGCUGUGUAUACCGGAAAUGCGACAAGAUAGAGGCUCGGAAGAUGGAACGGCUGGCUAAAAAAGGCCGGACGAUAGUGAAGACGCUGUUGCCCUGGGAUUCCGAUGAAUCUCCUGAGGCCUCCCCUGGUCCUCCAGGCCCACGCCGGGGGGCGGGAGCUGGGGGGCCCCGGGAGGAGGUGGUGGCCCCCCCAGGGCCCGAGGAGCAGGACUCCCUCCUACUGCAGCGCAAGUCAGCCCGGCGCUGCGUCAAACAGCGACCCUCCUAUGAUAUCUUCGAGGACUCGGAUGACUCAGAGCCCGGGGGUCCCCCUGCUCCCCGGCGUCGGACCCCCCGAGAGAAUGAGCUGCCAGUGCCAGAACCCGAGGAGCAGAGCCGGCCCCGCAAACCCACCCUGCAGCCUGUGUUGCAGCUCAAGGCCCGAAGGCGCCUGGACAAGGAUGCUUUGGCCCCUGGCCCCUUUGCUUCUUUUCCCAAUGGCUGGACUGGAAAACAGAAGUCCCCUGAUGGAGUGCACCGGGUCCGUGUGGAUUUUAAGGAGGAUUGCGACCUGGAGAACGUGUGGCUGAUGGGUGGCCUCAGCGUGCUCACCUCUGUGCCAGGGGGGCCGCCGAUGGUGUGCUUGCUGUGUGCCAGCAAAGGCCUGCAUGAGCUGGUGUUCUGCCAAGUCUGCUGUGACCCUUUCCAUCCAUUCUGUCUGGAGGAGGCCGAGCGGCCCCUGCCCCAACAUCAUGACACCUGGUGCUGCCGCCGCUGCAAAUUUUGCCAUGUCUGUGGGCGCAAAGGCCGGGGAUCCAAGCACCUCCUGGAGUGUGAACGCUGCCGCCAUGCUUAUCACCCAGCCUGCCUGGGGCCCAGCUACCCAACCCGGGCCACACGCAAACGGCGCCACUGGAUCUGCUCAGCCUGCGUGCGCUGUAAGAGCUGUGGGGCGACUCCAGGCAAGAAUUGGGACGUCGAGUGGUCCGGAGAUUACAGCCUCUGCCCCAGGUGCACCCAGCUCUAUGAGAAAGGAAACUUCUGCCCCAUCUGCACGCGCUGCUACGAAGACAACGACUACGAGAGCAAGAUGAUGCAGUGCGCACAGUGUGACCACUGGGUGCACGCCAAGUGCGAGGGGCUCUCAGAUGAAGACUAUGAGAUCCUUUCUGGGCUGCCAGACUCAGUGCUGUACACCUGCGGACCAUGUGCAGGGGCCACGCACCCCCGCUGGCGAGAGGCCCUGAGUGGGGCCCUGCAGGGGGGCCUGCGCCAGGUGCUCCAGGGCCUGCUGAGCUCCAAGGUGGCAGGCCCACUGCUGCUGUGCACUCAGUGUGGGCAGGCUGGAAAGCAGCUGCACCCAGGCCCUUGCGAUCUGCAAGCCGUGAGUCGGCGCUUCGAGGAAGGCCACUACAAGUCUGUGCUUUAUGGAGGACAUGGUGGGCAUCCUGAUGAAGCACUCAGAAGAAGGAGAGACCCCAGAGCGCCGGGCUGGAGGCCAGAUGAAGGGGCUCCUACUGAAGCUGCUAGAGUCUGCGUUCGGCUGGUUCGACGCCCACGACCCCAAGUACUGGCGACGGAGUACCCGGCUGCCAAAACGUGUCAGAUGCUGACCCUGCCUGUCCACAGCGGAGUUCUUCCCAAUGCCGUGUUGCCCCCAUCCUUGGACCAUGUCUACGCUCAGUGGAGACAGCAGGAACCAGAGACCCCAGAAUCAGGGCAGCCUCCAGGGGAUCCCUCAGCAGCUUUUCAGGGCAAGGAUCCAGCUGCUUUCUCACACCUGGAGGACCCUCGUCAGUGUGCGCUCUGCCUCAAAUAUGGGGAUGCGGAUUCUAAGGAGGCAGGACGGCUCCUAUACAUUGGGCAGAAUGAGUGGACACACGUCAACUGUGCCAUUUGGUCAGCUGAAGUGUUUGAGGAAAAUGAUGGCUCCCUCAAAAACGUGCAUGCUGCUGUGGCUCGAGGGAGGCAGAUGCGCUGUGAACUCUGCCUGAAGCCUGGAGCCACAGUGGGCUGCUGCCUUUCCUCCUGCCUCAGCAACUUCCACUUCAUGUGUGCCCGGGCCAGCUAUUGCAUCUUCCAGGAUGACAAGAAAGUUUUCUGCCAGAAACACACAGACCUGCUGGAUGGCAAGGAGAUUGUGACCCCCGAUGGGUUUGAUGUUCUCCGCCGAGUCUAUGUGGACUUUGAGGGCAUCAACUUUAAGCGAAAGUUCUUGACAGGGCUCGAACCUGAUGCCAUCAAUGUGCUCAUUGGCUCCAUCCGAAUUGACUCCUUGGGUACCCUGUCUGAUCUCUCGGACUGCGAGGGACGGCUCUUCCCCAUUGGCUACCAGUGCUCCCGUCUGUACUGGAGCACAGUGGAUGCUCGGCGGCGCUGCUGGUAUCGGUGUCGUAUUCUGGAGUAUCGGCCAUGGGGUCCGAGGGAAGAGCCAGUUCACCUGGAGGCAGCAGAGGAGAAUCAGACCAUUGUGCACAGCCCCGCCCCUUCCUCAGAGCCCCCAGAUCAUGUGGACCCCCCUCCAGAUGCAGAUGCCCUUAUCCCUGGAGCUCCUGAGCACCACUCACCUGUUCAGAACCUGGACCCCCCACUUCGGCCAGAUCCAAGCAGUGCCCCUCCUCCGGCUCCCCGCUCCUUCUCGGGGGCUCGAAUCAAAGUGCCCAACUACUCACCAUCCCGGAGGCCCUUGGGGGGUGUCUCCUUUGGACCCUUACCCUCCCCUGGAAGUCCAUCUUCUCUGACCCACCACAUCCCCACGGUGGGAGACCUGGACUUCCCAGCUCCCCCCAGACGUUCCCGUCGUCCCAGCCCCCUGGCCCCAAGGCUGCCGGCAUCACGGCGGGCCUCUCCCCCUCUCAGAACCUCCCCACAGCUCAGGGUGCCCCCUCCUACCUCAGUCAUUAGAGCCCUCACGCCUACCUCAGGGGAGCUGGCUCCCCCUGGUCCAGCCCCAUCUCCUCCACCACCCCCUGAAGACCUGGGCCCAGACUUUGAGGACAUGGAGGUGGUGUCAGGACUGAGUGCUGCUGACCUGGACUUUGCGGCCAGCCUGCUGGGGACUGAGCCCUUCCAGGAAGAGAUUGUGGCUGCGGGGGCAGUGGGGAGCGGCCACGGGGGCCCAGGGGACAGCUCAGAGGAAGAGGCCAGCCCUACCCCCCGCUAUGUCCACUUCCCUGUGACUGUGGUGUCUGGCCCUGCCCUGGCCCCUGGUCCCCUUCCUGGAGCCCCCCGCAUCGAACAGCUGGAUGGAGUGGAUGACGGCACGGACAGUGAGGCAGAGGCCGUCCAGCAGCCUCGGGGCCAGGGGACUCCUCCUUCAGGGCCAGGAGUGGGCCGGGCUGGGGUCAUCGGGGCUGCAGGGGACAGAACCCGACCUCCUGAGGACUUGCCGUCAGAAAUUGUGGAUUUUGUGUUGAAGAACCUAGGGGGGCCUGGGGAGGGAGGUGCUGGGCCCAGAGAGGAGCCACUCCCCCCAGCGCCUCCCCUGGCCAAUGGCAGCCAGCCUCCCCAGGGCCUGCCCCCUAGCCCAGCUGACCCCACUCGGACGUUUGCCUGGCUUCCUGGGGCCCCAGGGGUCCGGGUAUUGAGCCUGGGCCCUGCCCCUGAGCCUCCCAAACCCGCCACAUCCAAAAUCAUCCUUGUCAACAAGCUGGGGCAAGUGUUUGUGAAGAUGGCUGGGGAGGGUGAGCCCGUCUCACCCCCAGUGAAGCAGCCACCUCUGCCCCCUCCCAUCCCCCCCACAGCCCCUGCUUCCUGGACUCUGCCCCCGGGACCUCUGCUGGGUGUGUUGCCAGUGGUAGGGGUGGUCCGCCCCGCCCCACCACCCCCUCCUCCACUGACACUGGUGUUGAGCAGUGGGCCCCCCAGCCCGCCCCAUCAGGCCAUCCGCGUCAAGAGGGUGUCCACCUUCUCUGGCCGUUCCCCACCAGCGCCUCCCCCAAACAAGACCCCCCGGCUGGAGGAAGACAGAGAGUCCUUGGAGGAUGCUCCCCAGGGUCCAGGGCUUAGUGGCAGCGGGUUUAGCCGAGUGAGGAUGAAAACGCCCACAGUGCGUGGAGUUCUCGACUUGGAUGAGCCUGGGGAACCCACUGGGGAGGAAAGUCCGAGGCCCCUCCAGGACCGGUCCCCUCUGCUGCCACUCCCAGAAGGUGGUCCUCCCCGGGCCCCCGAUGGUCCCCCUGACCUGCUGCUUGAGUCCCAGUGGCACCACUACUCAGGUGAGGCUUCAAGCUCUGAGGAAGAGCCUCCCUCCCCAGAGGACAAAGAGAACCAGGCCCCCAAACGGGCUGGCCCGCAUCUGCGCUUUGAGAUCAGCAGUGAGGAUGGGUUCAGCGUGGAGGCGGAGAGCCUGGAGGGGGCCUGGAGAACUCUGAUUGAGAAGGUGCAGGAGGCCCGAGGGCACGCCCGGCUCCGGCAUCUCUCCUUCAGUGGAAUGAGCGGGGCGAGGCUCCUGGGCAUCCACCACGACGCUGUCAUCUUCCUGGCGGAGCAGCUGCCCGGGGCCCAGCGCUGCCAGCACUACAAGUUCCGCUACCACCAGCAGGGGGAGGGCCAGGAGGAGCCGCCGCUGAACCCGCACGGGGCGGCCCGCGCCGAGGUCUAUCUCCGGAAGUGCACCUUUGACAUGUUCAACUUCCUGGCCUCCCAGCACCGGGUGCUCCCUGAGGGAGCCACCUGUGACGAGGAAGAGGAUGAGGUGCAGCUCAGGUCAACCAGACGUGCCACCAGCCUGGAGCUGCCCAUGGCCAUGCGCUUUCGCCACCUCAAGAAGACAUCCAAAGAGGCUGUGGGUGUCUACAGAUCUGCCAUCCACGGGCGGGGCCUGUUCUGUAAGCGAAACAUCGAUGCUGGCGAGAUGGUCAUUGAGUAUUCCGGCAUCGUCAUUCGCUCCGUGCUGACUGACAAGCGGGAGAAGUUCUAUGAUGGGAAGGGUAUCGGGUGCUACAUGUUCCGUAUGGAUGACUUUGACGUGGUGGACGCCACGAUGCACGGCAACGCCGCGCGCUUCAUCAACCACUCGUGUGAGCCCAACUGCUUCUCUCGAGUCAUCCACGUGGAGGGCCAGAAGCACAUCGUCAUCUUCGCCCUGCGCCGCAUCCUGCGAGGCGAGGAGCUCACCUACGACUACAAGUUCCCCAUCGAGGAUGCCAGCAACAAGCUGCCCUGCAACUGCGGCGCCAAGCGCUGCCGUCGCUUCCUGAACUGAGGCCGCGGCGGCUCCCCCCACCCCCCGCUGCCGUCGUGCCCCGAGUCUGGGGGCUCCCGAGUCCCUCCCAGAGCAUCUCACCCCCACCCUCCUGUUGAGGGUGGAUGUGGGCCUGCAGGUGGCAGAGGCCCUGCCUCCACCCCUCCAGCCCACCCAGCAAUCGCCCCCUUCUUGCCCUGGGGGCCCAGGAUGUAGAUACUGUACAAAGGUUUCUAAAUCCCUUCUUUUCUAUGCACUUUUUUAUUUAAGAGGGUGGGUUCCCAGGUGGGAACCCCCCAUAAUAAAGUCUGUCAAUGUUUGGA